Helobdella robusta is the source of this 1822-nucleotide messenger RNA. RefSeq lists its product as hypothetical. Gene Ontology annotation, biological process: extracellular matrix organization; collagen catabolic process; proteolysis. The record is from RefSeq and is a predicted model, not a curated record. Bases 28 to 1623 code for a protein of 531 amino acids. Gene Ontology annotation, molecular function: metalloendopeptidase activity; zinc ion binding. Gene Ontology annotation, cellular component: extracellular matrix. The transcript has 11 exons. Lineage: Eukaryota; Metazoa; Annelida; Clitellata; Rhynchobdellida; Glossiphoniidae.
AAGGCCUAUCUGAGGAAGUAUUCCUACAUGAAUGAAGAGGACGUCUCUUCAGAUGAAAGGUUGGCGAGUUUCAAAUCAUCUUCAUCGGCGUCAUCACCCUUUGAAAAGAAGUUCACAGCGGCCAUCAAAAACCUCCAAAACAUGGCUGGGCUGCCCGUGACUGGUAUCGUGGACGAGGCGACGAAGAAGAUGAUGGCCACGCCCCGCUGUGGCGUGCCGGAUAGAAUCCAGAGCAAGAGGAAGAAGAGAUACAUCAGGCAAGGCAGCUCCUGGCGUAAAAAUGUGGUCUCCUACAAUCUCACAAAAUAUUCGAAGACGUCUGCUUUGAGUCAGACAAUGGUCAACAACAUAAUCUCUAAAGCGUUUAAGAUCUGGCAGGAUGAGAUCGACAUUACAUUCGAGGCCAGCGGUCUGAAUCCGGAUAUAAAAAUAAGCUUCGAAAAGAGACGACAUUUGAGAUGCUCAGACGCAUUUGACGGGCCGGAUGGAACCCUGGCCCACGCUUACUUCCCAGAGUUCGGAGGGGACCUUCACUUUGAUGACGAAGAAUGGUGGACGGAUGGAGUGAGUCAUGGAAAGAAUCUCCUACAAGUUGCAGUACACGAACUUGGUCAUUCGUUGGGUCUGGAGCAUUCCAACCAUAGAGGAGCCAUAAUGUUCCCUUACUACCAGGAAUACGAUCCUAAAUUCAAACUACAUGAAGAUGAUGUCAAAGGCAUACGAGCAGUAUAUGGGGAACCGAGCAAGAAACGCACGAACGCUCCUCAGCAGCCAACCACCACCACCACUACAAAAACAGCCAGGUUUCCUUGGAGACAACCAACAACCACAACAGCAGCAACAACAACAAAAUCAAAUGAUCAUUGCCAAUAUGAUAGAAUUGAUGCAGUUACUAGUAUUGAUUCCGUCAUUGUUGUUUUUAAAGGAAAUAAAGUUCACCUGAUGACGCGACAAGUUGUUGCUCCGAAGGUGAGAGUGGAGACUUACGAGGUGAGGGAGAUCUUCCCGCUGUACACAGGCGGCACGGUGAAGGCUGCCUACACCACGAACGAGCAGUUCGGUCCAACGGCUGGCAUCCACUUGUUCAUUUUUGAGGGCAUUUCAAAGUGGCAGUACACGCUCGACAUACAGAAAAAAAAAUUUUAUUUUUCGAAGAAAUUUUUACUGACUAGUAGCGAGUUUUUAAUGCUGGAUGGAGCAUUCGUGUCGUCGAAGAAUAAUCGGCUCUACCUAUUUCUUGGUUCCGAUUAUUACCGAAUCUCGCCCAGCAGCACCGGUCAGAUUGAAAAAAAUUACCCGAAGAUAAUCGGCAAGUAUUGGCCGGGUGUGCCGAAUAAUAUCGAUGCGGUUUUUAGUUACACUCCCAAUUCUGUUCUCUUCGAAAAAGCAACUUACUUCUUCAAAGGAAAGAUGGUUUACUUGUUUGAUUUUACGUUGGAUAAGGUGUCGCAAACGAUGACUUUGAACCAUUUCAUGGGCUGCUCGGGGAGUACUCAGCGCUCAGGAAGAAUGGUCCUGUAUAAUUCUAACUAUGCUGCCCAACCGAAACUAAAUUUAUUCUUGGUAACUUUGCUUACUUUUCAUCUCCCGGUCCAAAAGUUUCUAUCAAUUUUAUAUUUUUGAACCUUUUAUUUAACAAAUUUAAUAUUAGUUUUCAAUUGAAUUAAUUAAACACAGUUUAUUCAAUGACCUGUAAACGCUAUAACUUAUUACUUAACUUAUAGUUAGGAAAUAUGUUAUGACGAUAUGUCAAAUGGCAAUAGAAAUGAUAUAUAAUGUUUGAAAAUAAUUUUAGAAUAAAAAUUUGAAAGCUAAACAAACC